CCAUUGUCAACAAUAGUAAUGGUUGACGCCUUUCCGUAAAAUUGCUUUUACCAUUACCAAUCUUUGAUUUAGGAUAAAGUUUAACACCCCCUAAGAUAUGCGGCUGAGCAUAAUAAGAAUGUGAGGUGAGGCACAUCAUAUGGAGCCGUUUGAUCUGACAUUUCAUCAGGUGACCUCAGAUGAAAGUCUCAGUGAUUCAUCCAGUUUUGACUCCUUCAGCAAUGUGGUCAACUAUGAGACAAGUUUUGAUCACUCUGCACAAUCCCUGCCUCUAAACAACUACAACGUAAAUACUGUUCAGUACACUUGGAAAGAUUACACCUCUCCAACAACUAGCAGCAUCCAGACAACAAACUGUGGGGUUCCAACUGGACGGAACAGUGUCCAGCAUCAGCCAGUCUGGUGCAGCAGUCUAGAAGGUAGCCCACCCCACCGCUCCUACCUUGUCCACCCUGACCACUCCCUGGGGGAAACAAAAAACCUUCACACCGACUCUCCAUCAGUGACUAGACAACAGCUGAAAGUUCUAGCUCAGAUUUCUCAUAACACUACCGCCAUCACCAGGGAAGGGAAGCGCGCAUCACGUUUUAUAGCUCGUACUGUUACAUCUCCAUCGACACCUAUUCCCCCACCAAGUAAAAUGUCUCAGGAAUCUGACAGUCCACCCCUGUAUGUCCAUCCUGAAGAACAGUCAGAGGGAGAGGAGGCAGAAGACAAUAGCUUUGAAACAGUUGCUGAAGCUCUUAGGCUUCAGUGGUCUGUCAUAGGAAACAAAUCGCUUACUCCGGUGUCACCUGAUGUUGUUGCACAGAUCGUGGCUCAAGCGGAGAGGAAGAUGAAGGCUGGAGAUUCAAGCCCUCUCCACACACCAAUGUUUUCAACAAGUACACCUGUUCAAUCAAGGGAUGAAAGUACUAGCACCGGCCCAGUUAAACCAGAACCUCCCCAUAUUGCCAACAUGCUGCAAGAGGUUCACAUAGGAGAUUGUCCACGGGAACUCAAGCGCAUCAUUCCAACUCAGAUCACUACAGAGAAGACCCAGAGCGGGCCUUGGUUUUCUGCAGGUGCAAAAAGCCCUGAGCCGAUCCCUCAUGAAACAAGUGGACAAGCUGCGUACAGAGAUGGUAAAAUGCCUACUGCGCAGCAUGUGGCCAAACAUAGCAACAGUAACGGUGCUUAUUUUAAAAAUUCUGAACUAUCAAAUGCUAUGGGUUUCACCACCAAUCAUGUGUCUAGGAAUAACUCAACAAACGGCAAAGCAUUUCAAACACAGGAGUCCGCCACAAGUUCCAGAAUUGAUUCCUCUGACACUGUCAGUGAAGCGAGCUACUCCAGUGAACUGGAGAUGGAGAAAUAUUUACAAACACCCCUCAUAGCUGCUGGGAUAUCCACCAACUACCAACUGGAAUCCGAAGAAUUCCUUCGCUCGCUGCCCCCAAUUAAACCCAUUAAUUUAGAUGCCUACGCCACACUGCCACUUUUACCGCAAAGAUCAACUCAACAGAAACAAGAAUCUCGCACUGUGUCUGAUGUAAAUAAAAAGACAAAACUGAAAGAGAGAAAAACUGAAUCAAAAAACAAAGAAAGCUUCCAGGGCAACCUAGGGGAGCUGACUCCUAUACGAUCCCCAGAUUCAGCUUCCUCGUCCUCAACAUUUGUUGUUUCCCCUCUCUCAUCUUAUGACAGUUCUUCUGGCAGCAGCUUCUCUUUCUUCUCCACGCCCGACCCCAAGGUCGGGUCUCAGCAGACAUCGUCACCUGUCCAGAACACGACCCUGGUCAUGUCAGACCAGAACUCUUCAGUCUACCAUUCAGCCCUCUCGUCCGGGGACUCCCUACUGGCCAAUUCUUUAAGCAAAAAACAGUUUGAUGAUGUCUUAAAAGAGAAGGCCAAGCUUCAGGGUCAGUUGGAAAUACUAGCAGAGGAGUCUCAGUCCAUGUUAAAGGAAAGAGCAGAGCUCCAGGCUGAAAUGGCCAGAUUGAAGGCCAAGCUGGACAAGCUGCAGGCAUCUGGGGUGACCACUGGUCAAGACGCGGCUCUAAAGAAGGAGGUUGGGAACCUGAGAGAAUCGAGAAAGCUCUUGGAGCAGACGAUCUUGGAUGCGAACAGAAUGCUUUCAGAGAAAGCUGAAGAAGUUAGGGCUCUUCAGGAUGAGCUGCAUGUGGCUCAUGAUACUGCCACUAAAUUACAGGUCAGAUCUCAAGAAAUGAGAGAUGAUAUCAGGGCCAAAGACAUGAAUGUACAAGCAUUGAAAAACAAAAUUGCUGAGUUGUACGUGGAGGUACAAACCAGCAUCCAGGCCAAAAUGGAAGCUGACAGCGAGGCACGUACAUGUAAGAAUGAUCUGAUGUCGCUGGUCAAAGCUAAGGAGUGGUACCAGGAGCAGCUGCAGGUUGCUCACGAUGUUCGUUCUAAGCUACAAAGGGAGCUAACCAUCCUUCAGGGUCAAGCAGUUUCCCACGGUACAAUAGUGGAAAGAUUAAAAACAGAAUCGGCUCGUCUGAGGCAGCAGUUAGUGGAGACACAACAGAGGGCGCUCAAGGAUAAGGCACUGCUGGCCAGACAUCUGGAGGGCAUCCAGUCUGACAUGAUGGAGAGGGAGGCAGCCUUUCUGGAGAUACAACGCGAGCGCAAACUUUAUGAGGACACGUUUAAUUACCAGGUAACAACAGCAGAGGAAGAGAAGUCUCGACUAGCCAUGCUGCAACAAGCCACCCAUGAACUAGAGGCACAACUGGACAGAGCCCACUCAGAGGCUAAAAAACGUCAUGACGAGCUACUGACCAUGGAAACUGGACACAUGGAUGUCAUGAAGCGGCUAGCCUUCUCUGAGAAGAUUUUAGGAGAAAAGGAAGCAACAAUGGAGGAGAUGGAAGAGAAGUUGAUACAGAUGGAAUCGCAGCUUCAGGCUGUCAUGUCGGACCUGAUCAGGAAAGACAAUGAAAUUUUGGGCUUGAAAGAAGAAAAAGCAUCCACAGAAAUAGCACUCAGGUCAGCCCUUCAAGAGAAAUCUUCUGUAGACAAAGCCCUUGAGAUCCUCAAAGCUGACAUGGGAAAGGUGGAACACAGCUUUAAACAGAUGAAACAAGAGUUGAAUUUUAGACUGUCAGAGCUGCAACAGCUGAAGACUGAAAAGGAAAAACUCCAGGAAGAGCUUGAUCGCUCUCAGCAUGAACUUGAGAUCAAGUCCUUAAGUGUUGAUGCCAUGACACGCAACUUUGAUGGCCAGUCUGCUACCCAACAAAACUUAGAGGCCGUCAAGUCCAGUUUAGAAGAGAAAGUCAAUGAGCUGAGAUUAAAGGUGCAGUCAUUGGAAUAUGAGCUUGGACAAAAAGAAAAUGUCAUAACAGAGCAAGUGGAGAGAAUUAACCAGCUGACUGCUGUCAUCAGUGACUUAGAGCUGAAGCUAGAGGUGGCUAAAGACAGUGUUCCCCUAGAUAAGGUUAAAAUCUAUGAAAAUGAGAUGGAAGUUUUGAGGGUGCGCAUUCAGGCACUUGAGGACACGGAGGUGGAAGAGGCUAAUGAAGUGGAGAAAGAGAGAGAGAAAUUCAAUGCUGAAAUAGCCAGACUGAAGAAAGAACUUGUGGACAGGCAGAAAACGUACAAUGAAAAUUUGGAUAUUUUGGAUUCUAAACUAAAAGAGCUAACAGCAGACAAACAACAGCUGGAGACAGAGCUAGGUAUUGCUCGCAGGUCUGAGGAACUAACGCAGCUGGAGGAGAGGGACAGCUUUACUGAGGAAAUUCAGAGCCUCUCUAAUGAGCUCAAGGCUGAAAGAAGAGACAAGUUGGACUUGGAGCAGAAGCUUGUCUUGCUCCAGUCUAGUAAAGCUGAGGAAAUUGAGGCUCUACAAUUCAAACUCAAGUUUCAAACUGAGGCUCUUGAAGCUCUUCAGUCUAGACAGGCAUCUUUUGAAGAGCUGGAGUCACUGAAACAGGCUUUAGAACUUGAGUUGGAGAAGGAGAGGGGCAGGGUCAUGGGCCUGAGCCAAAAAAAUGUGGAGCUUAAAGAACACAGUCAUCAGCUGGAGGCUGCUCUAGCACGCAGGGAGUCAGCUCUAGAAGAGCUCAAGAGAUCUGUUGAGGAAUCAUCUCUGGAGUUACAAAAUAGGGACCAGAAGUUUUUGGACAGAAUCUCUGGACUGGAGGUGGCUUUGGACAAAGAGGUUGAAGUUCAAAGAGACCUGAGAAAACAGAUGGGAACCAAAAUCAUGGAGAACAAGCGCCUGAAGAAACACAACGACAGCGUUAAGCUGGAACUGGAACAGCUGCGCCAGGAUCUGGCCGCUAGCCAACAGUCGGCCUUACAAGCUGUGGCUGAUCUAGAAGCGGCCAACCAGCAGGCCCAGGGCCAUCUGUCUGAGGCCAGGGAUCACUCGGCCCAGGUCAAAGUUCUGGAAGCCGAACUGGAGCGAGUCAAGCGUGACCUGAAUGACAACCUGGCGAGACAACCACUUCUGGUGGAGCAGAUACAGAGUUUGGAGUGGCAGUGUGCACAGAAAACCAGAGAGGUAGAGGCAGCACAAGAACAAAUCAAAAUGGCCGAUGAGAGAGCGCAAGGUGAAAUUGAAGCCAUGAAGCAAUCAUUACAGGCUAAACAGUUGGAGAUUGAGGACCUGCAAGCUGAACUCACCCUGCUGAGACAGGAUAAAACACACCAGAGGUCGCAGGUCAACGAACUCCGGGGUGCCCUCAAAGCCUCUGUCCAGCAUCACAAGCUGACCAAGAGACUGAAUGAGCUAGACACAAACGACAUUGGUGUCCAAGCUAAUCUGGAGAAAAGAAUUGUCAUUCCCCCAUUGCCCUUUGACCUUGCCAGCAUAGAACAGCUGAUCCAGGACACAAAGGUCACACCUUUGGACAGCAAACCACUGGACCAGCUGUCAUCAUGUUUGUCAUCACUCCGAGCUGAGAUCACCGGUCUACAGAAACAGAUGGACAGGCACACAGCUGCUGUACACAACUCCAGCCAGUCUUGGAGGAGUGUCCAGAGUGAGGUGAAUGAGCUGAAUGAAGUGAUGAGGACAAUAGCCAACACUGUCAUUGCUGCCAACAGCACGCACACCAUCAAAAUGACAACAGCAUCAGACCUGGAACAGGCUGACAUUAUGCAUGUAUAAGACGUCUGCCAUCAUCAACCCUUCUGUCUGUGAUAUUCAACAUUUUUUUAUUAUCCUUUAUUUUGUGUGCUUGGUUUUGAACUCAAGUCCUUCACAGAUGGUCAACAACAACAAGUGCCUUGUAUAGAACUCCCAGCUGCCAUUGUUGCAUUUAACAACUACAAGACUUUGCUGAUUAAUUUGAUUCAUUUCCGAUUAAGGACUGUUCUACUGUAAUCAAUAUAGAAUGUUUAAACAUUAAAUCCUAGCAAAAAUACCAGCUACAUUUUUUAAAUGUAUUUACUGGAAUAUGUGGCUUGUGAAUUUUAAUGAUUGUUUUUAGUUUUUUAACAUUUAUCAUUAAGAGCCGGGUUUUGUUUUUCUGUUAAAGUGUUCUAUUUUCAGCUCACUUUAUUGAGCCGUACCAGUCCACCCCACAUCCUGUUCAUGGAGUCAACUAUUUUGUUACCUAAUGCAAUUUUUAUCUAUCAGGAACAAUGUUGACUGGUUAUUUAAUAUUUGACCUGUUUCAUUAAUAGUUUGAUUAUAUUUUUUAAUGUAUCCCUGAACUUGUUGGUAUUUUCCUUUUAAUCAACCACACCUGGCAUCAUUUCAAACUGAACAAAGCCAGUCUAGUUUUAUCUGAAAUAAGAAUAUAUCAGUUAUAAUUUUCUCUGUAUUUAAAUGGCCAACAAUGUACAGAUUUUGUGUUUGACUAUCACAUUGAUAAAUGCUUGUCCACUAUAUAUUGGUACAUGCUAUUAAUAGUUUUCACCAUUAUAUUUAAUUAUUUCAAGAUAUUUAUACACUGCAACUUUUUUUAAGUAACUUUGACUGAUGUAUAUUUUUUUUGCCAACUAAAUUAAUUUUAUAAUUUGU
Physella acuta is the source of this 5977-nucleotide messenger RNA. Its product is annotated as golgin subfamily A member 3. NCBI's taxonomy places the organism in Eukaryota, Metazoa, Mollusca, Gastropoda, Physidae. The record is from RefSeq and is a predicted model, not a curated record.